AGUGUAAUACGUUAUCAUCUUCAACAAACUACUUGCAACCCCCAACCCCCUUUUCCACCCCCGUUUUUCCCACCUCAUCAACUGCGUUUCUUUGUGUUCUCCUUCCGUUUUCUGCUGCCAAGUUGCGAACCUUUCCCCUUCCGUCUCUUUUUUUUUUCGUCUUGCCAGCGAAACUUACGGUGAUUGCUCAACGCCCAACCGCAAAAAGUCUAUUUCAUCUUCCACCCAAGAACAAGUGCUGCACAGACACCCUCCACACACACACACAAACGUCCAAGACGAAGCCUAAUCUGGAGUGAUUCAGGCGUGUCGAGUGUGAUCCCUUCGGGUCAGUUGGAAUGAAUCUACCUUUCUCCCUGCCAAUGCAUCUACUCUCUCUCCCCCCUUUCUCCCUUUUUACAUAUUUUUACACAUUUCGUGAAGCCUAGCGCUUUCGUUUUGGUCACUUGACAAAGUUUUUUCUUGUUCAUACUCCCACCCAGUCCAGUUAUUGUUUUUUGUUAAUCGUUUAUCGGGUCUCAUCGUUCUCUGAGUUUUUUCUUUCUUAAAUCUUUCGGGGGUUUUGAAAUUUUUCCCCGUUAUUUUCUUUCUCAUUGUUGUCCUAAGUCGGAGCGAAGGUUACCUGCCUAAUUAAGGGUGCCUAGUUAACUGCUCCUGGACGUUUGUAUUCUUUUCACCACGAUCCUGGGCAAAUGGCCACGGGAUCAUUAACACAAGAGAUGGAGGUCCGGCCGAGUAUUGGUUUAACAAAAUGUUGAGCGGGGGUUUUGACUGUGUUUUUCCCUUGCUGUCCGUUGUUCUGCGGAUUACUUGGCCGUGACUCUCCCUAGUUUUUUCUAAACCUUAGUUUGUAUCUAACCCAGCGCUGCGAGCGGAACUAGUCGGGUAGUUCCCCCGCGGUAGCUGGUCUCGCCACUGACUAUGAAUAAUGCAAGUAAUGACCGAUAUGUUGUACUCUGAGGGAGCAUGCGAAGCAGGGGCCCCAGAAAGUAGAACAAAUCCUCCUCCUCCACCCUCUCUCUCUCUUAGUUAGGUGACAAUGAUGAUGUCCCCGAUGAUGGCCAAGAGCCCGAUGUCCGCCAACUCCUCGCAGACCUCCGUCCCCAGCAGCCUCAGCGGUCAGGUAAGGGUGUACCGCCACGAGCCAUACGCGGCAAGCCUCAUCACUCCCGCUUCCCCUGCCGAUGCGGCCUUUGUCUGCUGCCACACCCGCGCCGCGAAAUCGCCGCCGAGCAUCUGGAACUUGCCGUCGCCGGCGCGCUCCAUCUCGGACUCCGCGCUGUCCAGCGGCGGGAUCAGCGACUACUCCCCCGUGUCGUCCGCCCUCUUCGUGCCGAAGGCGCCCGCCACCUUCUCUCCGCAGACGCCUGUCUGGAUCGCCUUCAAGUACGGGCGCAAGCCCUUCCGUGCUUCCUUCGCGCUGCACGCCGGGGAUAAGGUCGUCGUCGAGGGCGACCGCGGCGUGGAUCUCGGCAUCGUCGGUGACGCCUGCCUCAUGCAGGGUGGGCCGCGUCCACAGACCGUGCUGCGCCGUGCUAGUGCCGAGGACGAGGCGAAGCACGCGGAGCGCUCACUGAAGGAGCAGGAGGCGCUGCGCACGAUGCGCACCCUCGCGGCCCAGGUGGACUGCCCGGCCCACGUGGAGGACGCCAUGUUCCAGCUCGACGGCAAGAAGAUCACGGUCAUCAUCUCCCGCACGACGCGCUCCUUUGUCGACUUCCGACGCCUGCAGCGCGCGCUCUUUGACGUGUACCGCUGCCGCAUCUGGUUCGCCUACCUGGACGAGAUUCAGGAGACGAUGAGCACCGACGUCACGCAGCCGUUGCACCGCGGUCAGCGCAACCGCUCCUUUCUGGACGAUGCCAGUGCGAAGAAGACUCGCCACGGCUCCGUCACGUCUCUGGAUAUCCAGGCGUAG
Molecule: messenger RNA, 1918 nt
Organism: Leptomonas pyrrhocoris
Lineage: Eukaryota; Euglenozoa; Kinetoplastea; Trypanosomatida; Trypanosomatidae
Exons: 1
Coding region: 1040-1918 (292 amino acids)
Cellular component (GO): cytoplasm
Source: RefSeq, a predicted model, not a curated record